UUUUAUUCGAUCAUAGAACACGUGUUAAAAGCCGCUUAAGUCGACUGAAUGAAAAGUUUGUAAUAAUAUCUAAUAUUUACGAAUUUAUUUGCGAGAUCGUUUUUAACUGUGCAAAUAACUGAUUGUUAUUUUGGUCGAUAUAUUUAAGAUACGAAAAGAUGGGAUUAUUGCUUGGUAAAUUAAAACGAACAGUGCAUAGAUUUAACAUAGAUAAUCGUGCAAGCGCUGUUCUUUCAAGAAGUAAACCAAUUCCUGCUCCUAAAACUGCAGCUGCAAUAAAGCAACUGAAACUAGCUCAGGAAAUAAAUCCAGAUUUCUUGAAGAAUCAUUAUGAAAAGAAUUUAAAACUCGAUGAACAUUUAAAAAGUGUUUAUGUAACAUCUACAGAAACAAAGAUGGAUACAUUGAAUCAAUCAAAUCCUGAUAGACCAUUACCUAAAUCGAGAACUUACGAAGACUUUGAAUUUGGAUUUUAUAUGCCAGACUCUGUUCCAGUAGGAAAACUAACUUUGAAAGAGAUAUUCCAAGUUAUUAUCAAGCAUAAGGAAGAUUCUGUUAAAAAUAGUAGUGAUAUUCUAGCUGCAAAGUAUAAAUUAGACAAAGAAACAAUAGAAAAAUUAUUAGAAUAUUACAAGUUGUAUCAAUUGGUAUUACCUAAACGUAAGGUUGAUAAUACAAAUGCAUUUUCUAUGGAAAAUAUAAAAAAAUUAUCAAUAGAAGGAUUUAUAAAAUUGAAACAAUAUCAUGAAAAACAGAACGAUGAAAGAAAGGAAAUAAAGAAAUAAGAAAAUAUAUAAUUAUAUAAUUACUGAAGUCUAUAUUAUUUAAUAAAAUUAAUUAUAUUGAAAUGUACAUUGUAUGCGACCUAUAAAAAUGGUAGCAAACAUUCAAAUUUGAAAAUUCAAGCAUUUUGUAUUCAAAAUGGAGU
Molecule: messenger RNA, 928 nt
Organism: Vespula pensylvanica (western yellowjacket)
Lineage: Eukaryota; Metazoa; Arthropoda; Insecta; Hymenoptera; Vespidae
Product: protein NDUFAF4 homolog
Exons: 6
Coding region: 159-785 (208 amino acids)
Biological process (GO): mitochondrial respiratory chain complex I assembly
Cellular component (GO): mitochondrion
Source: RefSeq, a predicted model, not a curated record